UGACUCACAGACUCACAUUCACACACACACACUCUCUCUCUCUCCCUGCAUCAUCUAUCCUCAUUCUUCUCAGCACCUUUCGUCUCCCUCAAUUGGCCCUCCUCCCCUCCCGGGUCUUGUUCUAAGCACCAUGACCGAGUCCUACACCACCACCGACCUCCAAGGCGUGCUGCCCCUCAUCGCCCGAGGCAAAGUCCGCGAUCUAUACGAAGUCGACUCCAAGACUCUUCUCUUCAUCGCGACGGACCGAAUCUCCGCCUACGAUGUUAUCAUGCAGAAUGGCGUCCCCAACAAAGGCAUCCUCCUCACCCUGUGCACGCGCAAAUGGUUCGAGAUCCUGACCACCGCGCUCCCGACCCUGCGCACCCACUUCCUCACCCUGGACCUCCCGCCCCAGAUCCCGGCGUCGCUGCGGCCCGUCCUCCAGAACCGGAGCAUGCAGGUGCGCAAGCUCCGCAUCCUGCCCAUCGAGGCCAUCGUGCGCGGCUACAUCACCGGCUCGGCCUGGAAGGAAUACCAGACUCAUGGCACGGUGCACGGCAUUCCGGUCGUCGCGGGGCUGCGCGAGAGCGAGGCCUUCCCCGGCGGACCCAUCUAUACCCCCAGCACCAAGGCGGAAUUGGGCGAGCACGAUGAGAAUAUUCAUCCUGAUAAGGCUGCCGAGAUCGUUGGCGAGCCUUACGCCUCUACCAUUGCCUCCCUGUCGGUGCAGCUCUACAAGAUCGCCCACGAGUAUGCGCUGACGCGCGGUGUGAUCAUCGCGGACACCAAGUUCGAGUUUGGUGUGGAUGAGGAGACGAAUGAGGUGGUGUUGGCCGAUGAGGUGCUGACCCCGGAUUCGUCGCGCUUCUGGCCCAAGGAUUCGUAUGAGGUGGGCAAGGGCCAGGCUAGCUUCGAUAAGCAGUUCCUGCGCGAUUGGCUGGUCAAGGAGGGGUUGAAGGGCAAGGAGGGGGUUGCCAUGAGCGAGGAGGUUGUGCAGAAGACCAGCGAGAAGUACCGGGAGGCGUGGGAGCGCAUCACGGGGGGCGACAACUAGGUUCUUUCUGCCAAUGCAUAUUGCAUAGUAGCAUAUAGUUGCAGCGAGCAGGCAAAGCACUGCUUUCUCGGGGCAUAGGUGGCUGGCCCUUUCCUCCACCUCAAUAAAAAAAAAGAACUGAAGCAAAGAUGUCGG
This is a messenger RNA of Aspergillus saccharolyticus JOP 1030-1, 1171 nucleotides long. RefSeq names its product phosphoribosylaminoimidazolesuccinocarboxamide synthase. Gene Ontology annotation, cellular component: cytoplasm. Gene Ontology annotation, molecular function: phosphoribosylaminoimidazolesuccinocarboxamide synthase activity. Bases 131 to 1036 code for a protein of 301 amino acids. Gene Ontology annotation, biological process: 'de novo' IMP biosynthetic process. NCBI's taxonomy places the organism in Eukaryota, Fungi, Ascomycota, Eurotiomycetes, Eurotiales, Aspergillaceae. The record is from RefSeq and is a predicted model, not a curated record. The transcript is spliced from 3 exons.